UGAAUUUCCCCGCUAAGCUCACUAAGCCACUCUAAAGCCUUUAAACCUCGCAAAGCACUAGCUCUUCAGCUAAUUAAAUAUAUAUCCCUCGUAUAACCUAUUGACACUAUCCGUCGUUUUAUGAGCCUCGCAAUUCAUUUGCGUUGUGAGAUUGUAAUCCCAUUUUGCGUAUUCCACGGACACAAUGACUUCAUUGAGCAGCCAUACACCAUGUGGCUCCUUAGGCGAAUGGUUGGGAAAUCGGGCAACCGACCUCACGACGUAUACACCUGCUAUCGGCUGACAACAUUCAUGGCACUUUGCCUCGGAAUUGUGCCGUAUUACGUGACCAUAUCUUCAGAAGGCAGAGGAAAACUAACAUCCUCCUACAUCGGCUACAUCAACAUCAUCAUACGAAUGGCCAUAUAUAUGGGCAACUCAUUCUACGGUGCCGUCAAUCGGGAUACGUUGAUGUCCAACUUUUUCCUUACGGACAUAUCGAAUGUGAUAGAUGCUUUGCAAAAGAUCAACGGAAUGCUGGGAAUAUUUGCCAUUUUACUUAUAUCGCUGCUGAACCGGAAGGAAUUGCUGAAACUGCUGGCCCUAUUCGAUGGACUUGAGACGGAGGCGUUUCCACGCGUGGGCGUGGCAAUGCAGCAGGUUGCAGCUAAUAAGAAAAUGAAUCGAUUGGUUAUGAUCCUGGUUGGCAGUAUGGUGGCAUAUAUAACCUGUAGUUUUCUGAUGAUCGGUUUGAGAGACACGGCCACAUUUUCCAUCUCAGCGGUGAUUAGUUAUUUUUCACCACAUUUUAUCGUGUGCGCGAUUUCUUUUCUGGCUGGAAAUGUAAUGAUAAAAUUACGCAUAUAUCUGGGUGCUCUUAACGAGGUGUUGAAGAACCUAGCCCAUCAAUGGGACACCCGAAGCCUCAAGGCAGUGACUCAAAAACAGCGUUCUCUACAAUGUCUGAACUCAUUUUCCAUGUACACCAUUGUAACAAAGGAUCCUGCAGAGAUUAUACAGGAGUCCAUGGAGAUACAUCAUCUCAUUUGCGAGGCCGCUGCCACGGCCAACAAAUAUUUUACCUACCAACUGCUGACCAUUAUAUCCAUAGCAUUUCUGAUCAUCGUUUUCGAUGCGUACUAUGUCCUGGAGACCCUGCUGGGAAAAUCGAAGCGCGAAAGCAAGUUCAAAACUGUGGAAUUUGUGACGUUUUUCUCGUGUCAAAUGAUCCUGUAUCUAAUCGCCAUUAUUUCGAUUGUCGAGGGAAGUAAUCGCGCCAUCAAGAAGAGCGAGAAAACUGGAGGCAUAGUGCACUCCCUACUCAAUAAAACCAAAAGUGCUGAGGUCAAGGAGAAACUGCAGCAAUUCUCCAUGCAGUUGAUGCAUCUCAAAAUUAAUUUCACCGCUGCCGGUCUGUUCAACAUCGACCGCACUUUGUAUUUCACGAUCAGCGGGGCCUUGACCACUUAUCUCAUCAUCUUGCUGCAGUUCACAUCCAAUUCCCCCAACAAUGGCUAUGGGAAUGGCAGCUCUUGCUGUGAGACCUUCAAUAAUAUGACGAAUCAUACGCUUUAGAUGGGGGAUGGAAAUCGAAGGAAGUCGAUGGAGCCGGUGAAAUGGUAUAGAAUACGUCCAACAGAAUGUGUAUUUUUUGUAAAUGAUAUUGUUGUUGCUAAAAAAGUGUUUUCUGUCAAUAUGAACCAACGAUUGGAAAUAAAUUUUUUAAUCGGUUA
Drosophila sechellia is the source of this 1712-nucleotide messenger RNA. It is a transcript of the gene Gr28b, whose product is annotated as Gustatory receptor 28b. NCBI's taxonomy places the organism in Eukaryota, Metazoa, Arthropoda, Insecta, Diptera, Drosophilidae. Gene Ontology annotation, biological process: chemosensory behavior; male courtship behavior; sensory perception of taste. The record is from RefSeq and is a predicted model, not a curated record. Gene Ontology annotation, cellular component: membrane; dendrite; axon. Bases 121 to 1554 code for a protein of 477 amino acids. The transcript is spliced from 3 exons.